AUGGGCCUCACGUUUGACAACUUGGACCAGGACGCUGGCUUGAAGAAGCUCAACGGCUUCCUCACCAAUCGUAGCUACAUUGAAGGCUACCAAUUCAGCUCGGCAGAUGCCGCUCUGUUCCAGCAGUUCUCGAGCGUGCCGGACCCUGCCAAGGUUGCUAAUGUGUACCGCUGGUACGUGCACACAGCGGCCAAGUUGGGCUUGCGCUCUAUUCUGAAGAUCAAGAACGAAACGUCAUCUGCUGGCUUGGCAAAGUCGGUCAAGAAGGUCAAAGAAGUGGAGGAAGAAGAUGAGGAUGAUGAUCUGUUCGGGGAUGACGACGACGAGGACGACGAGGCGACUAAAGCUCUGGCUGCGAAACGCGCCGAGGCGGCUAAAGGUGCCAAGAAGGAGAAGAAGAAGGUCAUUGAGCGCUCUCAGGUCGUGAUUGAGGUGAAGCCGUGGGAGGCUGAGACGGACCUCGAGGAGCUGGCUGCUAAGAUUAAGGCCCUCCCUGUGGAAGGCCUGACGUGGGGGGAGGGUCACAAGUUGGUGCCCGUGGCUUUUGGCAUCAAGAAGCUACUGGUGCAGUGCAUCAUCAUUGAUGACAUGGUGCUCCUGGAUGACAUUACGGACGCCAUUCAGAGCUUCGAGGACUACGUGCAGUCGGUGGAUGUGGCCUCGAUGAACAAGGUGUAA
Messenger RNA from Peronospora matthiolae, 678 nucleotides. Lineage: Eukaryota; Oomycota; Peronosporomycetes; Peronosporales; Peronosporaceae. The record is from the annotation of a GenBank genome assembly.